GUCAGACGCUGGAACAUGUAUGACAGUCUAGUAAAUUCUAUUGUCGUCAUUCCAUUAACGAAUCGCCAUCUAGUAUGUCCAUUUUAACGAUAACUAUGGAGAAUAAUUUGAACUCUUUUUGAAACUCUGAAGAAAAAGGGAAAUCAUUAUCAAACCAGGUGACUACACUUGUGAGCCAUGAUGAAGAAAGCUGUCUCCAAUGUGAUAAAUACAUCACAGGACCUUAUCAGCAGUGUGGAGUCCAUAAAUGACUAUCGUGAUGGUAAACAUCAAUUUGAUGUUGUCUCCAGCCAUCGCAGAAAAGUGGUUCUGGUGAACUAUGGGGCUAUGAGCUAUAUUCUAUCACUAUCAGUAGUUCUGCUGUUUGUCACAAACUAUUUGACCAUACCAUUUCAUUGUGUUAUCCAACAACAUGCUCCAAAUAGCACUUUCUACUACAAAACACUUAGUUGGUUCUUGCUUGCCAACUUCUUUAUGAAUUAUGGUUUGAUACUGCAUGGUGCGGUGAAGUCUUUAUAUUCCUCUCCCAAGGAUCUGCCUUUAUUUAACGCAAGAGUGCUCAGCGACUGGGGCAUGUGUCAGCGAUGUGACCGCCAAGUACCUGUCCGAACACGUCACUGUAAUAUUUGUGACCGCUGUAUUUUGAAGAGAGAUCACCAUUGUUAUUUUACGGGUUGUUGUAUUGGCUUCUAUAACCAACGAUACUUCAUAUGUCUUUGCUUUUACGGCAUCAUGGCGACAAUGUAUGCAUUUUACUUCCUGGAGAACUACCUUAGCGCAUCAUAUGUGACAUUGUUCAGUAUAGAGUUCUACAAGUACUUCUUUCCCUACACUGUGGUACUGUGGCUACUGGGAAGACAGGACUUUGUCACAGUACUCCUCGUCUUGCUGUUGUACAUGACUUUUGUCGGGAUCGGAGGAGCCAGUUACUUCUUCGUCUGGCAGUGUAAUUUAAUUCUGAGUGGUCAGACCAGUUACGAGUUGAUGAAAGGGCAAAAAAUGUUUCAAACUACCCCACUGAAUCAUUUGAGAUCAAUAUUUGGGCCACAUUGGUAUCUGAAUUUCUUAUUUCCGAUGCCAUUUCUGAAAAGUGAAGAUGAUGGAAUAAGAUGGAAUACCACAUCUACAAAAUUUUUAUGAAAGGAACAAUGUUGCAAAGUUGUAUAGCUCAACCAAGGGAAUAUCUCUUAAUUAUACAGAUAUUUAUUAGGCUUAAAAAUAUGUGUGUUUCUGCUAAGAUGACGGAAAGAGACCGGGUAGGUCAGUUGAGAAAUUAUAUACUAGAAACACUGUUUGAUAGGCUAAAUUAUAGAGUCUGUAGGAUUAGCAGAAUCACAUAUAUUUUUGAGGCCCAUAUUGAACCGAAAGAACCUUGCUAUGAUACAUAUUUAUAAUUUAGAUGUUCUAAAUUGAGUGUGAUUUUACAUAAUAUUUUCUUUGAUGAAUGUAUUAAAAUAUAUUAAAGUUCCAUACAAACGUAUAUAAAAUUGUUCUAGUCCCAGCACUAAGUGUCAACAGUGUAUGAAAGUAUAUAUGAAAAUUCCUUAGACAAUAUGUCUACAGAAAAUUGCAAUCCCAUAGCCCAAGUCAUUUUUCCAUAGACCCAUUUUGUAAACAUAUUGUUGAAAGUAUAACAUAACUGUCAUGAAAACGCUUGCAUCAUCCAGUAACAACACACUGUUGUGGGUAAAAAAAACUCUAUUGUAAGCUCUGAUUUCAUAUGAUCAUUUGUCAAAAAAUAUUGGGAUGUUGUUUACAUGAAUUGUAAUGUAAGUCAGGACUCAAACUUUUCAUAGCCAAUGGGGCAACACUGAAAUUUUACAUAGACCGACCAGGUUUUCUAUAGCCUCUGGGCAUCGGACCACCUUUACUUUCGAACACUGUGUCAAAUUUAUGUCAAAUAUUCAAUUUUUUUAUUUAUCAAAUGUUGUCCGACUUGGGAUUGCUUGCCCAUUUAAAUCUAUAAAAGAAGCUUGCUGAUCAUAAGUGUUUGCAUUGGAAGCCAAGAAUUUUACCCCGAGGGUUGAGAUCCCCCUGCUGUCCACCAAUGGGGGUGAUUUGAAUUUUGUUGUCUUACACUGUUUACCCUCUUACGAAUAUCAAAGCAGCAUCACAUCAAAUUGCAAGACAAUGUUAAGUCAUGGUAUUUUUGACAUACAAGUGUUGACAGUGUGCAAAGAGCAGUUUUUAGCUUGUCACAAUUAACCCUAUAUGGUGAGAACUAAAACUUCAAAUGUGGACAUCACUCUCCAGGAUAAGAGAUUUUUUCUACUCCUUGCUUUCUCCGUUGAAUAAAACAUUAAAAAUCAAUGACAACAUAUUUGCCUGUCAAGCCGUUUGGGAGUGACAUUUUGAUUCAGCAAUUUUUAGAAGAGUUAUUGCUCUUUGAACAUUUCAGUAAUUUUUGUCCAGAGAUCUUCUGACUACUUCAAACCAUUCUAUGAAACUAGAUAGGAUUUGUUACUGUAUAAGUUUUAGUUUCUUAGCAGCAUUUUGAUUCGACAGUUCUUCUUGUUUUACAUUACAAUUAAUUUGUCACACUUUGAUAGUUAACUUUUACCCAGUAGCUAUUACAUAGAAUAGGUGUUAUUUGUUCUGCCCUGCUGCCAGUGAUCAAUAUUAAUCCACAAUUUAUUUUAAUGAGUCCUUUUCAACUGAAUCGCUAAAAACAAAAAGUCCCACAAUGUUAAAUUUAACUAUUUACAGAGAUUCUAUCCAAAUUCUAUGAGCACUAGACUCGGGACUCCCAUGUAGAUUAUCACUGCCAUGUACAUAUAUAUGGUACUCUCAUAAAUGUUUAAAGUUGAAAACAUUAUUUGUAUUUGGUCGAAUUGCAAUAAAUAAGAAAAUAUCAAUAUGUUUGUAUAGCAAUGAAUAUACAAGUAUAUUAUCCUUUUAACAACUCAAUACUAUAAGGGAGUUUUAAAAGUCUUGUUGCUGUUUCUCGCAAGUACCUAACUUGAGAAAAGACAGAUAUUUUUCCUGUCAGAUUGGAAGUUCUAUCUUGAUCUGUCAAGAUAAUGAAAAUAUACUCAUAUGUAGUAUCAUACUAGGAUCCCCACAUCAGUUCUUGCUCGGAGGUAUGCAUGGAUGAUGAUAUUUUUUUUUCAAUAAUUAGAUCAUUCUUUAUUCUGUAAAGUGGUAAACAAGCGUUUGGUAUAAUGGUUAAGCUAUUGCACAAAACUACAGUAGUCAGGGAUCGACACUAACAGUAGCCCGGCAGCCCUGGGCUGCCAGAAAUCUGGUCGGGCUUCCAGAAUGUCCAGACCAGCAGCCCUGUGGGCUGCCAACAUUUUCAGUCAAAUGUAUAAUGUCCAGCUAAAGUUUUCUUCAUUAACUUCCAUAAUUUGGAGCAAGAUAAAAUAUUUUUAUGCUCAGAAUGAACUAGAAUGUAGGAAACUGCAUCUAAAUUAUUCAUUUUUCCCCUCUCAGUGUUGGGAUAAGGGGCUGGAGGGACAAUGCCCCCUAAUCCCCCAAGAGGGGCAUCACAUUUGGCUCCCCGGGCUGCCUCAUUCCAAAACCUGGCAGCAUUCCAAAACCUGGCAGCACCGGCGGUCUGUCAAGGUGAUUAAGUUAGUGUCAAACCCUGGUAGUUAUGUCAAUCAAAUGUUUUUGCUCUACAUCUCAUCUACACCAACAUUGAACAGUCAAGGCGAGGAAGUUGCUGACUCUGAUCAAAGUCACUGCUACAUAUUUUGCUUGUUUUGAUAAAACCCAAAAAUCAAUGGCUGGUGAGGGUACAAAUAUGACGUUUUUGUUCACAAAAUCAAUAUUCUAGGUUACAUAAUUUGAAAAAAAAUACUUGUAUUUGUAGAGUCAAUUCUGAAGAAAACCAAACCACGCUUGACACAUUGGUUAUGUUACAAUUCACAUUUUGUUAUUUUUUAUUUGAGAAAAUUCUGGAUUCUGUAGGGACCACAAUACCUUUAUCAGUUAAGAGUGCCGACCACAUAACCCCAGGUGAAGAUCCCAGGUGGGUAGUACAAUGUUCUCUUCCCAUGUCUAUGUUUCUGGGGAAGCUGAAAAACAGGCUGGUCUGUGCCGUCAUUGUUGUGUCCAUGGGCAAGACACUUUACCCUAAUUGCUCCCGAUGGCAUGCGGCAGGCCUACCUUAUGUUGUUCAGUGGGGAAGUCUCCAACUUCUACAAGGUGACCCUGCCUCAAAAUGACCCUGGCUAUCCGUACAGCCAUAUAAAACCAGCAAAACAAAACAAAUAGAUUCUGUAGUCAUGUGCAAAAUUACAUGUUUACCUAAGUAUAGGUCAAAGUAUAUAUGAACAAAAUUUAUCAAAUUGUCAUGAUUAAGUGUUAUUUGCAUUGUUUAGAUAGAUAGUUAUGUGUGAUUUAUAUUUUUGUAAAUAAAUGCAAAAGAUAUAAUUUA
Pecten maximus is the source of this 4381-nucleotide messenger RNA. Its product is annotated as palmitoyltransferase ZDHHC22-like. The record is from RefSeq and is a predicted model, not a curated record. Gene Ontology annotation, molecular function: palmitoyltransferase activity. Bases 178 to 1140 code for a protein of 320 amino acids. The transcript has 2 exons. Lineage: Eukaryota; Metazoa; Mollusca; Bivalvia; Pectinida; Pectinidae.